GUUUGCGAUUCGCCAAUGUAACAAAACAGAAGAAGAAGAAGUGGAAAACAAAACUGUGCUUUAACAUGGCUGCUGACAACGAUCCUGAAUCGGAGGUCUUUGAGAUCACUGAUUUCACCACCGCGUCAGAAUGGGAGCGGUUUGUGUCCAAAGUGGAGGAAGUGCUAAACGAGUGGAAGCUGACUGAAAGCUAUGUGGAAAAAUUAUCUCCAGAAAAGGGUGCGUACGUCAACGGGAGCUGGGGAGAGCAGUCGCAGGACGUUCACUUUGCUGACUUUAAGUUCAGUAUCAGCCACCACUUUCUCAAAGAAGAAUGUAAAAAGGAGAAUGGGAGGAGUGAAGAAGAUACGUUACCUUUGGCAAUGCAGGACCUUCUGUCGAUGCACAAUGACUUCCCUCCUCGAGCCCAUUGUCUGGUCAGAUGGUACGGCCUGCGAGAAUUCGUGGUCAUCAGCCCCGGGGCGAACUGUGAAGCCAUCAUCAGCGAGUCAAAAUGCAACCUGCUGCUCAGCUCCAUCUCCAUGUCUCUGGCCAACAGCGGCUGUCAGGUCCCCAUGUUUGUUCAGAUCCAGCAGAAGUGGAGACGGAUCUAUGCCGGCGAGUGCCAGGGGCCAGGGGUGCGCACCGAUUUUGAGAUCGUCCAUCUCCGUAAGGUGCCGAGCCAGUACAACCACCUAUCUGGCCUCCUUGACAUCUUUAAGUCUAAAAUUGGUUGCAACCUGCUCCCCCUGCCACCUGUUGACAUAGCUAUUCGCUACACCUACAUCCUCCAGGAUUGGCAGCAGUCUUCAUGGCCUCAACAGCCUCCAGACUUUGACACGCUGCUCGGAGGUGAGGUAGGAGGAGUGGAGUUUGGAAACCUUCCCUUCGGAGCCUGCGAGGAACCAAUCAGUGAACUCCAUCUUGCAACCACCUGGCCUCACCUCACAGAGGGCAUCGUUGUAGAUAAUGACGUGUACAGUGACCUCGACCCUCUCCAAGCUCCUCAUUGGUCUGUUCGAGUUAGAACAGCUGAGAACCUUCAGUGUUUGCUGGGAGACUUUAUCACCGAGUUCUUUAAGCUGUGCUGUCGGAGGGAGUCUGCAGAGGAGAUUCUGGGUAGAGGCCAUGCAGAAGAAGAAGGCCAGGAAAACAGUGACAUCAGCUCUGCUCUGUCUAAACUGACGGAGCCAGCAGCGCCUGUGCCGCUAAGCAAGCUGUCCGUGUCCAGUAUGGUCCACAGCGCCAGAAAGCACAUGCGGCGGCGCCGGCACAUUGAUGAAUCCCCGCUUAACGUCGAUGUCCUCAAUUCAAUUCUCCUGUACCUCUUCCCAGAUGCUGCGGUGGAGAAGUCAUCGGACAAAGAGAAAACCACCCAGACAAACUCCGUCAGGACAUCUGAGAAAGAGAAGAGCCCAGAUGACAACCUGUUCCUCCAGCUGAAGUCGGCGCCCUCGGACAGUUUGACCUACCGCCUGGCCCUGUGUCUGUGCAUGGUCAACUACAGCUACGGGGGACUGCCUGCUGUCACUCACCUCUGGCAGGAGUUUGUCCUGGAGUUGCGCUACCGUUGGGAAAACAACUUCCUCAUCUAUGGUUUCCAUUCUUCAACUACUGUUGGUGAAGAUGUCUUAACAGGUGGACCUCCUGAUCUCCGCUGCUGUCUGCUGCAUCAAAAGUUUCAGAUGCUGAACUGCUGCAUAGACAGGAAGAGGGCGAGAGAUGAAGCCCGCAAGACGCAGGAGGGAAACAGAGAGAGAGAGCGUAAAGCAUCCGGUGGAAAAGCUUCUGCCUCCACUACAACCAGAGAGGUGUCUCAAGGCAAAUCCUGGGACUCGUGGAGUGACAGCGAGGAAGAGUUCUUUGAAUGCCUGAGUGACCAGGGGGAGAUGGAGUCUUCUCAAAGCGAGGGAGGAAAGGUCAAAGCCGAGGGGAGGCUGCAGCCCUACAACAACAUGACGCUACUCAACUCUGCAGAGCCUCUCUAUGUUCCUGUUACGCAGGAGCCAGCUCCUAUGACAGAGGAUCAGCUGGAAGAGCAGUCCGAAGUGCUAGCUAAACUCGGCACAUCAGCGGAAGGUACUCACCUGCGUGCUCGGAUGCAAAGUGCAUGUUUGCUCUCUGAUAUGGAGUCUUUUAAGGCUGCCAACCCUGGCUGUGUUUUGGAGGACUUUGUCCGCUGGUACUCGCCGAGGGAUUAUGUAGAAGAAGAGGCGGUCGACGAGAAGGGAGAUCCAGUUGUGAAAGGAGAACUUAGUGCAAGAAUGAAAAUCCCAGGCAACAUGUGGGUGGAGGCGUGGGAGACUGCCAGGGUCACACCUGCACGGCGCCAGAAAAGACUCUUCGACGACACCAAGGAGGCAGAAAAGGUGUUGCAUUAUUUGGCCAUGUUGAAACCAGGAGACCUGGCUCAUCACCUGCUCCCCUGUCUGCUGCAUGCUGCUAUUGUCAAGCUGAAGCAGGAAGAGUCCAUAGAAAACAUCCCAUCAGUGGAAAAGAGCAUCCAACAGGCCACAAGUCAAGCUAACAAACUGCUGCACUCUGGGAACUGUGACAACAAGAAAUUAGAGGAUUUUAUCAACCAGUUGGUUACUAUGGAGACUGUCAUCACUGAAGCUCGCUCGCUCAAGGCCAAGUUUGCUGCUGAUGAGGAAGAGGAUAAUGACGAAGCUGCAGACGAACUAGAGAAGUUUGUCACCUCCCUGCUGGAGGAACCGGAGGUGGUGGUGAUAGGCGCUGGACAGGCUCGCAUUGGCAGAAUCAUCCACAGGCUCUUCAUUAAUGCCCAGCGGGCUGCCCUUUUAGCACCAGUGGACGAUGAUUUGGAACCAGGCGUCGAAGGCAGGAAGAUCCCAGACUUCCCUCCUCCUGCGGGCCGGGAGAUCCUGCUGCGGACAUGUGUUCCACGACCAGCGCCGUACUCUAAGGCUUUGCCACAGCGACUCUUCUGUGUGCUGAUGAAGGACGAGUUUAGACUGGCGGGGGCCUUUUCUGCAGACACUUCAUUCUUUUAACAGCAGCUCUGUUGUAUGGUCUUUUCCUCAGGCACCCCAUGUUGGUGCUUGCUGCUGCUUUGCUGAUCCUUCACUGUUAAAAGAAGCGUCCCAGGUCAGGCUUGGAGACUGGCUUUCUGGUUAGAGGGGUCAGCCUCCACUCUAAUGUUGGUGGUUCUAUCAUGAGGAACCACCAUCGUGUGCGGAGGCUAAAUGUAAAGCAUUCGGUAAAGAGCUUUUCUAGACCCUAAAGCAAAGGAUCGCACAGUUAAAACGAUUUAUUUGGCUUGUUGAUGGAGGUCUUGGUUUCAGUGUUCUGCAGUCAGCUCACUUCACUGUGGACAUUCAGACCACACCGUGCGGACAUUCCCUAUUCAGAUAUAUUUCUGCUCUGCCAAAACGUUACAGGGAUACACGAGGGGGGAAAUCAAUACUUGAUUCAUUGCAAUUCAAACUGUAACUUUUAAUUCGUGCAUGUUUGCUGAAUGUUUGGUUAAUAUUCCUUCUCUACCGUAGACUGAAACCACCAUGAAACGAGAGUGAAUGCUUCUUUCCCCCCACUGUACAUGUGCUGACAUUAGAAAUGUGCAGUAAUUAUCUAUACCAAUUUAACAUAAUAAUGUAGUCAUUAUUUGAGCUUUCCUGCAUAAACUGUACAAUUGUAAAGUGAAAUAAAAUAACAGAAAAGUCUUC
Molecule: messenger RNA, 3665 nt
Organism: Fundulus heteroclitus (mummichog)
Lineage: Eukaryota; Metazoa; Chordata; Actinopteri; Cyprinodontiformes; Fundulidae
Product: RAB3 GTPase activating protein subunit 1
Exons: 25
Coding region: 66-2993 (975 amino acids)
Biological process (GO): positive regulation of GTPase activity
Molecular function (GO): GTPase activator activity
Source: RefSeq, a predicted model, not a curated record